Messenger RNA from Monascus purpureus, 447 nucleotides. The record is from the annotation of a GenBank genome assembly. NCBI's taxonomy places the organism in Eukaryota, Fungi, Ascomycota, Eurotiomycetes, Eurotiales, Aspergillaceae.
AUGGGUGGUGUCACCGUUCGCGAUGUGGAUGCUCAGAAGUUCAUUGCAGCCUACUCUGCGUUCUUGAAGCGCCAGGGAAAGCUCCCUAUUCCAGGCUGGGUUGACACUGUCAAGACCUCCAACUCCAACGAGCUCCCUCCCCAGGACGCUGACUGGUUCUACGUUCGCGCCGCUGCUGUUGCUCGUCACAUCUACCUCCGCAAGACCGUCGGUGUCGGCCGCCUCCGCAAGGUCCACGGUUCCCCCAAGAACCGCGGUUCUCGCCCUCAGCACCACGUCGACGCCUCCGGCGCUGUCGACCGCAAGGUUGUCCAGGCCCUCGAGAAGAUUGGUGUCCUCGAGACCGAUGAGGACAAGGGUGGCCGCCGCAUCACCCAGAGCGGCCAGCGGGAUCUUGACCGUAUCGCCAAGACCACCGUGGAAGAGGAGGAAGAGGAUGAGGAGUAA